Cheilinus undulatus (humphead wrasse) is the source of this 2753-nucleotide messenger RNA. RefSeq names its product GTP dependent ribosome recycling factor mitochondrial 2 (gene gfm2). Gene Ontology annotation, cellular component: mitochondrion. The record is from RefSeq and is a predicted model, not a curated record. Gene Ontology annotation, biological process: ribosome disassembly; mitochondrial translation. Gene Ontology annotation, molecular function: GTPase activity; GTP binding; translation elongation factor activity. The transcript is spliced from 20 exons. NCBI's taxonomy places the organism in Eukaryota, Metazoa, Chordata, Actinopteri, Labriformes, Labridae. Bases 218 to 2533 code for a protein of 771 amino acids.
AUUUUGAAGCUGUGCCUUAUGAAAGCGUGACAUUUGACAGUCAUGAGGAUUAUACUGUAUUGAAAGGCGUUUUAAAGCUUUUAUACAGUAUUAAUAAUGUUCUUAUCUAUUAGGUAGAACUGUCAGACUCCCUUUAUCCCUUUUUGUCGCUCCAUGAUGGUUCAUUUAUGACCCGGACUGAUGUGACGGAUAAAACUUGGAGGAUAAGACAUUAAAGAUGCCUGUUGGAGCCUCACAGACACUAAGCAGGAUGAUUUGGGGAAGAUAUUUAUUAACUGCUGGACUUCAGUGCUGCAGAUGUAAGGGCAGCAGGUAUAUAAGAAGACAUUACAGCUUUCUACCAGAUGAUGUCAAAUCAUUACGAGCUGUCGUCAACCCUGACAUUUCAAAGAUCCGAAAUAUCGGCAUCAUGGCGCACAUCGACGCAGGAAAGACGACAACCACAGAGAGGAUGCUCUAUUACUCUGGCUAUACAAGAGCACUGGGAGAUGUGGACGAUGGAGACACAGUCACAGAUUUCAUGGCUCAAGAGAGAGAGCGAGGCAUCACCAUACAGUCAGCUGCUGUCACAUUUGAUUGGAGAAGCCACAGAAUAAACCUCAUAGACACCCCGGGACAUGUCGACUUCACUCUGGAGGUGGAGCGGGCACUAAGAGUUCUUGACGGCGCUGUUGCCGUGUUUGAUGCUUCUGCUGGAGUUGAGGCUCAGACUCUGACCGUGUGGAGACAAGCAGAGAAGCACCACAUCCCCUGCCUUUGUUUCCUGAAUAAGAUGGACAAACCCACAGCAAACCUCAGUUUUUCCAUUGAGAGCAUAAAACAGAAGCUGAAAGCCAAUCCGGUGCUCCUGCAGAUUCCCAUUGGCAGCGGAAAGACUUUCUCGGGUGUGGUCGACUUGUUAACAAACAAGAAGCUCAUAUGGAAACAGAAAUACAUGGAAGAUGACGGACGAUUAUUUGAAAGUAAACCUCUAGACCAAUCAGAUGAUCCCGAGCUGCUUCAGGAGGUCAAUGAGGCCAGGAUGGCUCUGAUAGAGCAGGUUGCUGAUCUGGACGAUGAGUUUGCAGAGCUGCUCCUGACUGAUUUUAGCGACAAUUUUGAUGCUGUUUCCUCAAUCAAACUCCAGGACGCCGUGAGGCGGGUGACCCUGUCCCGUAAAGGCGUCCCUGUCCUCUGUGGAAGCUCCUUGAGAAACAAAGGCGUUCAGCCCCUUUUAGACGCCAUCACCACGUACCUGCCGGCGCCCAACGAACGACACCAUGACCUGGUGCGGUGGUAUAAAGACGACUUGUGCGCUCUGGCCUUCAAAGUCGUCCAUGACAAGCAGCGAGGUCCUCUGGUGUUUCUGAGGAUUUACUCUGGCACCCUGAAACCUCAGUCCGCAGUCCACAACAUCAACAGGAACAACAUUGAGCGUAUGAGCCGGCUGCUGGUGCCGUUUGCUGAUCAGCACGUAGAAAUCCCCUCAAUGACGGCAGGAAACAUCGCUCUGACUGUAGGACUGAAGCAGACAGUCACAGGGGACACCAUCGUUUCCUCAAAGGCGUCAGCAGCUGCAGCAGCCCGUCGAGCUGAGAAUGAUAGUGAAGUAAAGAAAGGAAAGAAACAAAAAGAAAAUGCUGGUGUGAUCCUUUCAGGAGUGGAGGUUCCUGAUCCGGUCUUCUUCUGCACCAUAGAGCCUCCAACCAUGGCUAAACAGGCUGAUCUCGAGCACGCUCUAAACUGCCUCCAGAGAGAAGACCCCAGCCUCAAAGUCCGGGUUGACCCUGAUUCUGGCCAGACUAUUUUAUGUGGGAUGGGAGAGCUUCACAUCGAGAUCCUCCAUGAUCGGAUCAGACGAGAGUAUGGCAUCGAGACUCACCUCGGACCACUUCAGGUGGCCUACAGGGAGACUAUUCUCCAGGAGGUCUCCACCACAGACAUGCUGGACCGGACUGUUGGUGAGAAACGGCACGUCGUGAAUGUGGAGCUGACGGUCAAACCUGUGGACAUCUCUUCUAUGAGUGGAUCAUGUGAAAUCGCUUUCACAGAGAAACUGAAGACACAGCUGUCACCAGAAAUGAAAGAAGCAGUGGAGAAUGGAGUCAACAGCUCAUAUCUACAAGGUCCUCUGUUAGGCUAUCCUUUACUGGGUGUGUCCACGCUGAUCCGGAGUGUCAACAUGGAACCAGGAACGUCUCCCGCCAUAGUGUCUGCAUGUCUGUCUCGCUGCAUGCAAAAGGCCCUGAAGCUGUCAGGAGGUCAGGUCCUGGAACCGGUGAUGUCCUUAGAGGUGACUGUUGGGGAGGGGCAUCUGAGCUCCGUGCUAGGAGACUUAUCCCAAAGACGAGGCACGGUCCGGGACAUCCAGAGUCGGCAUGAUGACAAGGUGCUACUGGCGACUGUCCCGCUGGCGGAGAUGAUGGGCUAUUCCACCAUUUUACGGACACUAACAUCCGGGAAUGCCACCUUCUCCCUGGAGCUGGACACAUAUGAGGCCAUGAACCCCCAGGACCAGAGCGUCCUUGUUAAACGGAUGGCUGGUCUGCUCUGACUUCCUGUUCAACUCUGAGCAGCAAAGGAAAUUAUGGACUUCUGAGAGAGAAGCAUAGCGAAUGGCCAAACAGAUUUUUCCAGGAUGUACUUAAAAUAUCAAGAACUGAGAAGUAGCUGGAACAAACGGCUAUUUACAGCCGAAAUCUGCUGCAGAAAAUAGAGGAAAAGCUGAAUAUUUAAUAAUGCUGUAGCUGGAACUAGCUGAAAUAAAUGUGCAG